UUUAAAAUGGAGUGGAUUUAGAAUUAUUACAGACGUGGCAUUAUUGUAUGGUUUUAUACAGAAUAAAAUAUUUUAUGAAUAGUUUGUGUCGAUUUCUUUACCAAAAUAUAUGUUGCGCACUAUGGAUUUACCGUUAAAUCAGCAAGACUUGACACAAAUACUCGAUAAAUUAGCAGAGGAUGAGAUUAAAACCGGAAGGACAUUAGAAACUAUACUGUCAAGGCAUUGUCAUGUAGAAGCAAAACUACAAAACAUAAGCAAAGUAUUACCUAAUGUUAUUAAAAUACGGGAAGAAGGUGAAAAAUUUUAUAAUAUGAUCGCAAAUACUAAUGAAUUAGCUAAAAAUGUAAGUGCCAAAGUAAGACAACUAGACUUAGCAAGGAGCAGAGUUUGUGAAUGUCAGAGACGUGUAAAUGACAUUCUUGAUUUACAAUUAUGCAGUGAGGGUGUAGCUAUGGCAUUAUGCAACGAAGAUUAUGAACAAGGGGCUGCACAUGUGCAUCGUUACUUGUCAAUGGAUCAACAAUUACUAGAAAGAACAGCUGAAGAUAUUUCAAUGGAUCAUACUAGUAUCAGUAGUUCAUUGAUUACUUUACAGCAAGCAGCCUUGCAACUUAGAACGGUGGUGACGCACAAGUUUGACGAAGCAGUAAAAUCGGAAGAUCUUGCUUCUGUGGAAAGAUUCUUCAAAAUAUUUCCUCUAUUAGGAAUGCACUCUGAAGGACUUAAAAAGUUUUGUGGCUAUUUAUGUACAAAGUUACACGAAGCAGCACAGAAAAAUUUGAAAGCAGCUUUAGAGAUUAAGAGUAAUGACAAAAGAGCAUCUGUUAUUUUUGCUGACACUAUGACAUUGUUAUUCGAAGGAAUUGCACGUAUUGUAGAAAUACAUCAACCAAUAAUUGAAACAUACUAUGGUCCUGGAAAACUAUUAAUUACAAUUUCUAUCUUACAAAAGGAGUGUGACAGGCAAGUCAAGAAGAUUAUUGCAGAAUUUACAAAACACAGAUGUAUAUCUAAAAAAGAACAAAUGAUAAAUGAUUAUCUUCGAAAACCAAGUUCUGAAAGAGCAGAUCCUAAAGAGUUUGAUUUAUUACUAGGAGAAAUUACUAUAAUGCAUUCGCGAGCAGAACUGUAUAUUCGUUUCUUAAGACGGAGAGUUAAAAAUGACAUAGAAAUUAGCGCAGCAAACGAUGCACAGUACAAAGACUUAAUGAAUGAAUUUGAGAAUACAGUGAGUAACUCCGAUUUAGCACGUGGAAUGCAAGAACUUCUAGGUGCUUAUCUUGCAUUGGAAAGGUAUUUUCUUGAAGAAAGUGUGAAUAAAGCAUUAGGAAUGGAUACCUUAGAUCAUGAUCAACAGACAUCGAGUAUGGUUGAUGAUGUAUUCUUUAUAGUACAAAAAUGUAUAAGGCGGUCCAUGUCCAGUUGGAGUAUAGACGGUGUCUGUGCAGUAGUCAAUAUGGCUUGCGGUAUAUUGGAAGGAGAGUUUGCGAACAGAUUACGCAACCGACUAAGGCAAGGGUAUCCUGCUGGAUACUUAGAUUUGGCUCAAGCAUACAGCGCUCUCCAAACAAGUAUUCAACAUGGUCGUUUACAAACUUCAGACACAGAACUUGCUCGUCUAAUGUUCUUGGCAUACUUAAAUAAUACCGACGUAAGUAUCGAGUACGUUGAAACGCUGUGUAAAAGUUUGAAUGCUGAAAUAGAUGCAACAUUUCCUAAUAUGCAAGGCAAAGAUAGGGGUAAAAUUGACAGUUGUUUAUCUGGUCUAAAAGGUGUUAUGUCGAUUUUACGAGCUGUUACAGACUAUGGGUUAGAACAAUUACGUGUAAGUGCCGUUAAACCGAGAGUGACUCCCUGGGUCGAUGCGUUUUUAUCCGUGGAUCAUCAUGUCAAUGAGGAUGAUUUGUUACGGUAUGAAACAGAAGAACCAUUUGUACAAACUCUAGUUAUGAAUUUAGAAGGUCUACUUCAGUCUUUUAAAGGCAGUUUAACCACAUCGAAUUAUGAUGCCUUAAUCGGCCUUCUCACCGCCGAGGUUACAGCUCGAUUAGAAAAAGUUUUAUUAAAAUCCACGUUUAAUAGAGCAGGGGGCCUCAUACUUGAUAAAGAAGUAAGAUCAUUGGCAAGUUAUUUGGCUGCCGCCACAUCUUGGUCUGUACGUGAUAAAUUUGCACGAUUGACGCAAAUAGCUACUAUAUUAAGUGUAGAAAAAGUAGAAGAAUUGGCUGACUAUUGCGGAGCAGAUGCAAUUGCGUGGAGAUUGACACCAGCUGAAGUUCGACGCAUCGCGUCUCUAAGAACAGAUUUUCGUCCGGAAGACAUAAAAAGGCUAAAGCUUUAGCAUGUUUUUAAUGUAUAAUUAUGUAAUUAAACCAAAAGUUGAAGAUUAUAAUAAAAUCUGAUCUUUCAAUUAUUGAAUGAUAGGACAAUGAC
Molecule: messenger RNA, 2436 nt
Organism: Dufourea novaeangliae
Lineage: Eukaryota; Metazoa; Arthropoda; Insecta; Hymenoptera; Halictidae
Gene: Cog4
Product: conserved oligomeric Golgi complex subunit 4
Exons: 10
Coding region: 110-2344 (744 amino acids)
Source: RefSeq, a predicted model, not a curated record